Arvicanthis niloticus (Nile rat) is the source of this 4601-nucleotide messenger RNA. The record is from RefSeq and is a predicted model, not a curated record. Lineage: Eukaryota; Metazoa; Chordata; Mammalia; Rodentia; Muridae.
CCAGCUCUCUGCUCGCUCGUCUCGCAGUCACAGACACUUGAGCACACGCGUACACCCAGACAUCUUCGGGCUGCUAUUGGAUUGACUUUGAAGGUUCUGUGUGGGUCGCCGUGCCUGCAGCUUUGAAUCAGGUGGAGAAGCACUUCAAGGCUGGACGAAGUAAAGAUUAUUGUUAUUUUUUUUUUCUUUCUCUUCCUCUCUUUUAAGAAAGGAAAAUAUUCCAAGGACUAAUCUGGUCGGCUCUUCCUUCAUCAGGAACGAAUGCAGGGAUUUGGGAACUGAGCUGUGCACGUGCUGAAGAAGGAAACUUGUUUGAAGGAAACAGGAAAGAGAAAGAAAAGGAAGGAAAAAAUACAUAAUUUCAGGGACGAGAGAGAGAAGAAACACGGGGACUAUGGGGAGAAAAAAGAUUCAGAUCACGAGGAUUAUGGAUGAGCGUAACAGGCAGGUGACUUUUACAAAGAGGAAAUUUGGAUUGAUGAAGAAGGCUUACGAGCUGAGCGUGCUGUGUGACUGUGAGAUUGCACUGAUCAUCUUCAACAGCACCAACAAGCUGUUCCAGUACGCCAGCACGGACAUGGACAAGGUGCUGCUCAAGUACACGGAGUACAACGAGCCGCACGAGAGCCGGACAAACUCAGACAUUGUGGAGACAUUGAGAAAGAAGGGCCUUAAUGGCUGUGACAGCCCAGAUCCCGAUGCAGACGAUUCAGUAGGUCACAGCCCUGAGUCUGAGGACAAGUACAGGAAAAUUAACGAAGAUAUUGAUCUAAUGAUCAGCAGGCAAAGAUUGUGUGCUGUUCCACCUCCCAACUUUGAGAUGCCAGUUACCAUCCCAGUGUCCAGCCAUAACAGUUUGGUAUACAGCAAUCCUGUCAGCUCACUGGGAAACCCCAAUCUUCUGCCACUGGCCCACCCUUCUCUGCAGAGGAAUAGUAUGUCUCCUGGUGUAACACAUAGACCUCCAAGUGCAGGUAACACAGGUGGUCUGAUGGGUGGAGACCUCACAUCCGGUGCAGGCACCAGUGCAGGGAAUGGAUAUGGCAACCCCCGGAACUCACCAGGCCUGCUGGUCUCACCUGGUAACCUGAACAAGAAUAUACAAGCCAAAUCUCCUCCCCCUAUGAAUCUAGGAAUGAAUAAUCGUAAGCCAGAUCUCCGCGUUCUUAUCCCACCCGGCAGCAAGAGCACGAUGCCGUCAGUGUCUGAGGAUGUGGACCUUCUGUUGAAUCAAAGGAUAAAUAACUCCCAGUCGGCUCAGUCAUUGGCUACCCCAGUGGUUUCCGUAGCAACUCCUACUUUACCAGGACAAGGAAUGGGAGGAUAUCCAUCAGCCAUUUCAACAACAUAUGGUACUGAGUAUUCUCUGAGUAGCGCAGAUCUGUCAUCUCUGUCUGGCUUCAACACUGCCAGUGCGCUCCACCUCGGCUCUGUAACCGGCUGGCAGCAGCAGCACCUACAUAACAUGCCGCCAUCUGCCCUCAGUCAGUUGGGAGCUUGCACUAGCACUCAUUUAUCUCAGAGUUCAAAUCUCUCCCUGCCUUCUACUCAAAGCCUCAACAUCAAGUCAGAACCUGUUUCUCCUCCUAGAGACCGUACCACCACCCCUUCGAGAUACCCACAACACACGCGCCACGAGGCGGGGAGAUCUCCUGUUGACAGCUUGAGCAGCUGUAGCAGUUCCUACGAUGGGAGCGACCGGGAGGAUCACCGGAACGAAUUCCACUCCCCCAUUGGACUCACCAGACCUUCGCCGGACGAAAGGGAAAGUCCCUCAGUCAAGCGCAUGCGACUCUCUGAAGGAUGGGCAACAUGAUCACAUUAUUACUUAAUAGUUUUUUUUUUUCUUGCAGUGUGUGUGUGUGCUAUACCUUAAUGGGGAAGGGGGGUCGAUAUGCAUUAUAUGUGCCGUGUGUGGAAAAAAAAAAAAAAGUCAGGUACUCUGUUUUGUAAAAGUACUUUUAAAUUGCCUCAGUGAUACAGUAUAAAGAUAAACAGAAAUGCUGAGAUAUGCUUAGCACUUGAGUUGUACAACAGAACACUUGUACAAAAUAGAUUUUAAGGCUAACUUCUUUUCACUGUUGUGACCCUUUGCAAAAUGUAUGUUACAAUAGAUAGUGUCAUGUUGCAGGUUCAACGUUAUUUACAUGUAAAUAUAGACAAAAGGAAACAUUUGCCAAAAGCGGCAGAUCUUUACUGAAAGAGAGAGCAGCUGUUAUGCAACAUAUAGAAAAAUGUAUAGAAGUUUGGACAGACCCAGCAAGGGGUGGCCACUGGUAAAUGUUAGGAACAUGCCCGGUCACCUAAUACCCGAGCACAAACCUGCAGGCCUAUCAUUGGCGAAUGGCACUCAUUCAAAAGGAUCAGAAACCAUUCAAAGAGGACCAUACCUACUUUAAAAGAAAAGACAAGGAAAAAAAAAAGUGUGGCGUUUGAGAGCUAACGUAUUUAAUUAAAUAAAUAAAUCUGGGUCUGCAUCUCUUAUUAAAUAAAAAUAUAAAAAUAUGUACAUUACAUUUUGCUUAUUUUCAUAUAAAAGGUAAGAAAGAGUUUGCAAAGCAUUUGUGGCUUUUUGUAGUUUACUUAAGCCAAAAUGUGUUUUUCCCCCUCAAUAGCUUCGCUAAUAUUUUAAACAGUCCUGUAAAAACCCACAAAGGACUUUUUGUAUAGAAAGCACUACCCUAAGCCAUGAGGAACUCCAUGCUUUGCUAACCAAGAUAACUGUUUUCUCUUUGUAGAAGUUUUGUUUUUGAAAUGUGUAUUUCUAAUUAUAUAAAAUAUUAAGAAUCUUUUAAAAAUCUGUGAAAUUAACAUGCUUGUGUAUAGCUUUCUAAUAUAUAUAAUAUUAUGGUAAUGGCAGAAGUUUUGUUUUCUUAAUAGCGGGAGGGGGGUAUAUUUGUGCAGUUGCACAUUUGAGUAACUAUUUUCUUUCUGAUUUCUUUUACUCUGCAUACAUUUUAUAAGUUCAAGGUCAGCUGUCAAAAGGAUAAGCUGUGGGGUUAGAACAUAUUACAACAUCCUAAAUUGUUUUUUUAAAACAUCAGCAAACUAUUGGGUCAACUGACAUGCAUUGUAUAUACUAAUUGGUUUCUUUCAAACUAUUUUUUGGUUUUUUGUUUUGAUGUUUUUUUUUUUUUUUUUCAUUUUAUCAAAAGCAGGGCCCCUUUCAGAUCUAUUGCACCGUGCAUCUUGGAAUUCUGUAAGUUCCUAUCCUAACUCGCCCAUAUUCUAAAUUUACAUAGUUCAUUUUCAGCCUUGAAUUUGAUGUUUCUUAGAAAUAUGCCCAGAGUAAGAAGCUGUGUUGGAGCAUAAGUCCUGCAAGCUGGGCCCUAGGAACAACUGGUGUGCUUUACUUGAUGGAGAAGUUACAGGGUUCUGGAGGAGAACAAUGUGAAAAACUGGGUGCUGGAGAGGAAGGAAACAGUUAAAGGAUAGUUACUUGGUGUCCACCUUCAUGAUUUUAACUGACCCCUAACAAUCUCAUCAGCAGUACAGGACUGUUGAACAGCCUGGUGUGUCAGGACCCCCAAAUGUCACUUCUGCAUAAAGCAUGUAUGUCACCUAUUUUUUUCUUCAAUAAAGAGAUUUAACAGCCAUUUCAAGAAAUCCCAUUUUUAAGCAACCUUUCUCUAUGUCCCCCUUUUUUAAUUUUCAAGAUAAUUUAACUCUUGUCUAAUAUUCAUGUGUAAGGGAUUGAUUUUUCAGACCCCUUAAAAAGCGAGUGCCAUAAGAGUCAAUAUAUAGUGUUUAAGUGAUGUUUCAGGCGAGGAAUGACUCCCUUCUCUUGGAAUAUGAAGAUCUGUCGAUUCAUCCUGUCGUCAAUACCGACAUACAGAACAAAGAAUGCGAUAACAUCAGUCCUGCUAGGUCACGUGUAGGACGUGCUUAUCCAGGUUUUUUUCCUCUUAGCUGCAUAGUUGCUAUGUGUUUCUCACUGUAAAAAGCUGCCGCUGGGUGGCAGAAGCCAAAAGACCUUAUUAACGAGGCUAUAUUUUUCUUAACUUGAUCUGCAAUCCAGAAUUAGACCACAAUGCACCUUCGGUUGUAUCCGUAUAGGAUGCUAGCCUGCCUUGUUGUAAUGUUUUAUAUAUUAAAAUCAAAAUAAAGACAUCAACCAUUUCAUAUAUAUUCCACUACUAAAAGUAUCCAUGAAACAUGAAGACUAGUAUUUAUGCAGAAGCAAAACAGGAACUCAUCCUUACAAACAUGCUUACUUGCACACCUGUUUGCAUAGUCAUGUGUACAGGCAAACAUGCACAUAGAAUGAAAAUGAAAGUCCGCCAUUAUUUCACUCCAGACUUGAUUCCAUCCUGAGAGUUCAUGUUUAUAACUUAAUGUGUGUCAAAUAUGCAAGCAUAUCACAAAUGUUCCUUGUCGUUUCGAAGUGCAUUUGUUCAUCAAGAUCAAUAGAAUCUUACCAGUGGAUAGGAAAGGGUCAUAUAAAAAUAUGAAGAAAUAGCCAUAUUAAAUUUUUAACCUGCCAUUUGCCUCCGUAAACAAGCGAGUGUAAGUUUCUAAUGCUAAAGAUAGAGUGAGCACAUUUGUCAGCAGAAGCCUUCUCUAUUUAUAGCAGUUCUGACAAUGGUUUUUUUUUUUUUUUU